GCUAUCCCUUGCCCAUCCAGACCACAACUUUCUUCUGUAUCCUUAAAUAACAUAUAUAGAUUUUUUUGGUCUCCUUUCUAGCCGUAGUUCUUCUCUUUUCAACAACCAUGGCUGCUGCUUUUUUCGCAUAUCUCUUCUUCUUUGCUUCCAUCUCCACAACCCUCGCCUAUGAUCCUGACAUGCUUCAAGAUCUAUGCGUGGCUGACAAAUCUUCAGGUGUAAAAUUGAAUGGGUUUCCUUGCAAGUCUGAGGCAAAUAUUUCAGAAGCUGAUUUUUUCUUUGACGGUAUAGCUACGUCAGGAGUUGUCAACAAUUCAGUGGGAUCACUAGUUACUGGCGCAAAUGUUGAGAAAAUUCCAGGACUCAACACUCUAGGGGUGUCGCUGGCCCGGAUUGACUUUGCUCCUAAUGGUCUGAACCCCCCACACACGCACCCACGCGCCACCGAAAUUACCUUUGUGCUUGAAGGGGAAUUGGACGUUGGAUUCAUCACCACUGCCAACAAGCUGAUUUCCAAAACUGUAAAGCAAGGAGAAAUCUUUGUGUUUCCUAGAGGCCUGGUUCACUUCCAGAAGAACAAUGGUGACAAGGCAGCCUCAGUGAUUUCAGCUUUCAACAGUCAACUGCCUGGAACCCAAUCCAUUGCCGUGACAUUGUUUACAGCAACUCCAUCCCUGCCAGACAAUGUUUUAACUAAAGCUUUCCAAGUUGGUACCAAGGAGAUUGAGAAGAUCAAGUCCAGGCUUGCCCCCAAGAAGUCCUGAUGAUUUUGUUCCUUCUUGCAAAAAUUUUCAGACAUACCUAAUAGUAUUGAAUUAAUGUAAGCAUAUAAAAGUAACUAUGUUUCUUUGUCAACUCAAUAAUGGGGUCGAAUGUAAACGGAAAUAUACUUGUAAUCAUCUUGUACUUAUUUAAUAUAUAUAAGAACGAAGUGAAAUAAUUCUUCAAAAA
This is a messenger RNA of Manihot esculenta (cassava), 951 nucleotides long. Its product is annotated as germin-like protein subfamily 2 member 4. Gene Ontology annotation, cellular component: plasmodesma; cell wall. Lineage: Eukaryota; Viridiplantae; Streptophyta; Magnoliopsida; Malpighiales; Euphorbiaceae. The record is from RefSeq and is a predicted model, not a curated record. The transcript has 2 exons. The coding region runs from base 108 to 764 and encodes 218 amino acids. Gene Ontology annotation, biological process: regulation of root development; plasmodesmata-mediated intercellular transport. Gene Ontology annotation, molecular function: manganese ion binding.